Acipenser ruthenus (sterlet) is the source of this 2315-nucleotide messenger RNA. RefSeq lists its product as uncharacterized. The record is from RefSeq and is a predicted model, not a curated record. Lineage: Eukaryota; Metazoa; Chordata; Actinopteri; Acipenseriformes; Acipenseridae. The transcript is spliced from 33 exons. The coding region runs from base 121 to 2061 and encodes 646 amino acids.
UGCUCUGUCUAUAGCUCCGUCUGCUAGUGGCUUCUGCAACCAGCUGAGUCUUUAAUCUCUCCGUCUGCACACCUGUGAGUCCGUCUGUCUGUCCGCUCGUCCGUCCGUCUGUCCUGCACGAUGCUGGGACGCGCUCUGCUUCAGACCUCGUUGAUCCUGUGGCUGGCCGAACGCUCUUUCCAAGGAGGAGUGAAGCCUCAGGGAAAUGGAGCUCUGGGUCGCAUGUUCAUGCCAUCAGCAAUGAGAGGUAAUGGUGGGUUAGGAAUUGGCCAAGGAGGGAUGAAAGCAGGAGGAGCCGGCGUACCUCAAGGACUGCAGCCUGGGCGUGGCGGAGCAGGAGCCAAGCCUGGCAAGGCAGGAGGUCGUUACCCUGGAGGGUUACCUCAGCAAGGUUUAGAUCCCUAUGGUGCUGGGGCUGGUUUUAAAGCAAUGAAAGCUGGACCUGGUUUGGGACAGUUGGGAGGGGGGCCAGGAGCAGGGAAACAGAAACCAGGCUAUGGUGGUGCCGGAGGUAAGGCACAGAAGCAAGGCUAUGGUGCUGGAGCAGGAGGUUACCCCACUGGGGGGCAACAGCCAGGCUAUGGUGCUGAACCUGGACUCCCCACUGGACUGGGAGCCAAGGCUGGAAAACAAGCCGGAUAUGGUAACGGUGGGGGAGCCUAUCCUGGGGCUGGAUUGGGAAAUGGGUACAGAGCUCCUUAUGGGAAUGGUCAAGCUGGGAUUCCUCAAGCUGGCAAAGUCAAACCUGCAGGCUAUGGUAACGGAGGGGGUGCUUAUCCAGGCGCUGGGCUAGGAAAUGGAUAUGGAAACGGUCAAGCUGGGAUUCCUCAAGCUGGCAAAGUCAAACCUGCAGGCUAUGGUAAUGGAGGGGGUGCUUAUCCAGGCGCUGGGCUAGGAAAUGGAUACGGAAACGGUCAAGCUGGGAUUCCUCAAGCUGGCAAAGUCAAACCUGCAGGCUAUGGUAACGGAGGGGGUGCUUAUCCAGGCGCUGGGCUAGGAAAUGGAUACGGAAACGGUCAAGCUGGGAUUCCUCAAGCUGGCAAAGUCAAACCUGCAGGCUAUGGUAACGGAGGGGGUGCUUAUCCAGGCGCUGGGCUAGGAAAUGGAUACGGAAACGGUCAAGCCGGGAUUCCUCAAGCUGGCAAAGUCAAACCUGCAGGCUAUGGUAACGGAGGGGGUGCUUAUCCAGGCGCUGGGCUAGGAAAUGGAUACGGAAACGGUCAGGCUGGAGUUCCAGAAACAGCAGGAUAUGGCAACGGCUAUGGAGCGGGAGUGCAGCCUGGAUAUGGCAACGGCUACCCCAGUGUGUUGGCUGAUGGAGCUGGUCUUGGAGCGAAGGCAGGGAAGGGCGCAGGCGGUCUCUAUGGCAACGGUGGUCCCACUGGUAUCGGAGCAGAACAAGCCAAAUAUGGUGGAGCUGGUCAGGGCCCCUAUGGUGCUCAGCCCCUCCUCCCCGCUGGGCUGGGAGCCAAUGGGAAGGCUGGGAAGUAUGGAGGUGGUCAGCUUCCCUAUGGAGGACAGCCAGUGGUGCCGGCCGGACUAGGGCCUGAUGCUGGACUGGGAAAAUACGGGGGCGCUGGUCAGCUUCCUUACAACGGAGCCCCAGUGAUGCCAGCUGGACUGGAUGGACCCUAUGGGGGAGCCCAGCCCUACGGAGGAGCUGAUGAGAAAUCAGCAGGAAAAUACGGCAAUGGAGGCAUGGGCUACAUGAAUGGUGGUGCACAACCAGCAGGUCCUGAAACCAGUGACCCAUCCCUCCCAGCAAACCCUGGCAGCGACAGCACCAGUAUUCCCAGUCCAGACACCCAUUCCCAAUCCCAGUUGCAGCUCCAGGCGGAGUUAGAGGCGCAGGCAAAAUCGCAGUAUAACCACCCACAGCUGAAUGCGCAGCUGAACCCGCAAUUCCACCCGCAAACCAAGGGGCAAACCAAGGGUCAGAAAAAGCCAUGCAAGAAAGGCUACAACGGACAGCUGGGAGCCCCCCAGGGUCAAGGCCCCUACGGAGGCAAAGAAGGAAAAUAUGGACGAAACGGUUUCCUUGGCAACGGAUACAGAGGCUAAUUUCCAGAACCCAACUGCCAAUCCAAAUUUUCUUUGAUUUUUUUAAUUUUGUUUUUUAUUUUAUAUUAUUUUUCUGAUGAAAGGGCACUAGCAGCUUCAUAAGCGUUGCUUGUUUUGAUUUCGAUUUUUGAUGUAUUUGAUGAUUUUUUUUUUUAAAUCAUUCUUUGGCUUUGUUUCAUGUCAUCUCUCAACCAAGUUUUUAACUGUAUUUGAAUCCCACCUUUCAGAAUAUAAAAAAAAAAAAUACAAAUAAA